CUCUGGCUGGGGGCGCGGCCUGCGCCUGCCGCCCCACCCACCUUGCAUAAAAGGCCGAGCCCGCCGGGGCCGGCUCUCUCAGCCGGUCCGUUCCUGAGUGCCAUCCUGCUGAACGCGUUGUGGGCGUGGGAGAGGAGGACCGACACUCACCCGCCGGAGACGCAGAUCGAGCCAGGAACGAGCUAGCCAGGCAAUCAUGCGUGAGAUUGUGCACAUUCAGGCGGGCCAGUGCGGCAACCAGAUCGGCGCCAAGUUCUGGGAGGUCAUCAGCGAUGAGCACGGCAUCGACCCCACCGGCAGUUACCAUGGAGACAGCGACUUGCAGCUGGAGAGGAUCAACGUGUACUACAACGAAGCCACGGGCAACAAAUACGUACCUCGGGCCAUCCUGGUGGACCUGGAGCCCGGCACUAUGGACUCCGUGAGGUCGGGACCCUUUGGCCAGAUCUUCAGGCCCGACAACUUCGUGUUUGGCCAGAGUGGUGCCGGGAACAACUGGGCCAAGGGCCACUACACAGAGGGGGCCGAACUGGUGGACUCGGUGCUGGACGUGGUGCGGAAGGAGUCGGAGAGCUGUGACUGUCUCCAGGGCUUCCAGCUGACCCACUCGCUGGGAGGCGGCACGGGCUCAGGCAUGGGCACCCUGCUCAUCAGCAAGAUCCGCGAAGAGUACCCUGACCGCAUCAUGAACACCUUCAGCGUCAUGCCCUCGCCCAAGGUGUCAGACACCGUGGUGGAGCCCUACAACGCCACGCUGUCCGUGCACCAGCUGGUGGAGAACACGGAUGAGACCUAUUGCAUCGACAAUGAGGCCCUGUAUGACAUCUGCUUCCGCACCCUCAAGCUGACCACACCCACCUACGGGGACCUCAACCACCUGGUGUCUGCCACCAUGAGCGGGGUCACCACCUGCCUGCGCUUCCCGGGCCAGCUCAACGCUGACCUGCGCAAGCUGGCCGUGAACAUGGUGCCCUUCCCGCGCCUGCACUUCUUCAUGCCGGGCUUCGCGCCCCUCACCAGCCGGGGCAGCCAGCAGUACCGUGCGCUGACGGUGCCCGAGCUCACGCAGCAGAUGUUCGACUCCAAGAACAUGAUGGCCGCCUGCGACCCGCGCCACGGCCGCUACCUGACCGUGGCCGCCAUCUUCCGCGGCCGCAUGUCCAUGAAGGAGGUGGACGAGCAGAUGCUGAACGUGCAGAACAAGAACAGUAGCUACUUCGUGGAGUGGAUCCCCAACAACGUCAAGACGGCCGUGUGCGACAUCCCGCCGCGGGGGCUCAAGAUGUCGGCCACCUUCAUCGGCAACAGCACGGCCAUCCAGGAGCUGUUCAAGCGCAUCUCGGAGCAGUUCACGGCCAUGUUCCGGCGCAAGGCCUUCCUGCACUGGUACACGGGCGAGGGCAUGGACGAGAUGGAGUUCACCGAGGCCGAGAGCAACAUGAACGACCUGGUGUCCGAGUACCAGCAGUACCAGGACGCCACGGCGGACGAGCAGGGCGAGUUCGAGGAGGAGGAGGGUGAGGACGAGGCUUAGGUGUGGGUGGCUGCAGGCUGGGCCGCCCUAUCUGGAUCUUUCUGGUGCUGUUCACUGUUGCCUGUCACUCUCCCGCCCCACCCCACCCCCCUUUUUUUUGUAAUAUGUAACCUUUGAGCUCUUUUCGGAACUACUGUUGUAAUGACUAAAAAUCUCAUAAACGUUU
This is a messenger RNA of Ochotona princeps (American pika), 1700 nucleotides long. RefSeq names its product tubulin beta-2B chain. The record is from RefSeq and is a predicted model, not a curated record. Bases 197 to 1534 code for a protein of 445 amino acids. Gene Ontology annotation, cellular component: cytoplasm; microtubule. Gene Ontology annotation, molecular function: structural constituent of cytoskeleton; GTPase activity; GTP binding. The transcript has 4 exons. Lineage: Eukaryota; Metazoa; Chordata; Mammalia; Lagomorpha; Ochotonidae. Gene Ontology annotation, biological process: mitotic cell cycle; microtubule cytoskeleton organization.